CUCCAUUGUUAUUUUAUUUUAAACCUCGGAUCAUGGCGAAAAUAAUUAUAUUUAUUAUUUUAGUGGUUUUCCUAGACCACUUGCAUGCUUACAAGUUGGCUAAGUCCUCCGAUGAUUUGGUGGCUCCUAGUGGAGUGGAUAGUGACAAUGGCGAUAAUGAGAAUCAAGCUAAGGAAAAUCCAGAUACCAAGAAAUGCACCAUCAAAAUGGAUGCCUCAUGCAAGAUGAAGGCGUCGUGCAUAGCCCAGAAAGCGGCCAAGGAAGCAAAGGAGGCUUCUGAUGCUCAGGUUGAGGCAGGGGAGGCGGCUGCCCGCCAGGUGAAGCAGCAGCUGGCUGAGAAGGCUCAGGCCGCUGCCAAGGCGGCGGAGGCAGCACUGGCGGGAAAGCAACAGAUUGUGGAGCAGCUGGAAUCUGAGAUACGGGAGGGGGAACUGGUGGUGCAGGAGGAGACCGCACUGCUGCAGACCACUCAAAACACCUAUUGCGCCGCGGGGCAGGCCGCCAAGCAGGCAGAUGUCCAGCUAAAGACUCUUACCCAGGCUGUGAAGAAUGCCCAGGACAAUGUCGCCAAUUCCGAGCAUGUGGCCAAUGGGGCCCAACAGGAACUGACGGAGAAACAGCAGCUCGUGGAAGCUGCCAAAAAGCGGGUAGAGCUACUCCUCAAGCAGCUGGAUGUGGCCCGAACGGACUAUAAGAACACAAAGAUCGCCGCCGAGAAGGCAGCCUGUGCUGCUCAGGAAGCCAGACAAAGGGCUUCCAGGGAGCGAAGACGGGCAGAGCUCCGGCACAGACUGAGGCAACAUAUGGGUCGUGCUUACUGAGUUUUAUAUUUUCUAUCUUAUUCUAUGCAUAUGUUCAUUUAUUUUAAAUUUA
Messenger RNA from Drosophila bipectinata, 873 nucleotides. RefSeq lists its product as uncharacterized. Lineage: Eukaryota; Metazoa; Arthropoda; Insecta; Diptera; Drosophilidae. The record is from RefSeq and is a predicted model, not a curated record.